Messenger RNA from Ruditapes philippinarum (Manila clam), 2947 nucleotides. Its product is annotated as coiled-coil domain-containing protein 42 homolog. The record is from RefSeq and is a predicted model, not a curated record. Lineage: Eukaryota; Metazoa; Mollusca; Bivalvia; Venerida; Veneridae. The transcript has 7 exons. The coding region runs from base 93 to 1187 and encodes 364 amino acids.
AAGGUGUCCUAAUUUGCAUAAUAUUGUUUAACAAUGGCGGACAGUUGAAAACAAGCAGUAAAACGUGAAUUAGAUAACUGCAGACUCUAGAAAUGGCCGACACAGCUCAUUCACGCCAAAAGAUUUUUGAGCUGGAUUUAGAUAAUCAGAAAAAGAAUGUUUUCGUGACACAAUUACAUGAAAGAGAUGAUGAAGAUGAUAUUACAGCAUUUCCCGUUGUCAAGGAAACCGGAGACAAACUCAUUGAGACAGGCAUUAACACACUACAAAGAACAUUGCUUCUCAAAAAAGAGGUUGAAGUGGACAGGGUCCAAGCAGAACUUGAAGCUAAGAGAUAUGAGUUCAAACAUAGGAUGGAGGCGUGUGCUCAACGGCAGAUUGAGAUACAGAAAAAACAACAAAGGAUGAAAGACAGGGUUGCCAAGUUUGAGACAUUUUUGAAAGAAAAUGAAUUAAAAAGAAGAAGAGCUAUACAGAAAUAUCAGACUGAAGUCAAGUUAAAAGAACAGAAAACUGAAGAACUGAUAAAACUUCAAGACGAACUUGACAAUGUCAAGGACUUGUUAUCGAGAUUAGAAAAAAAAGUAAACCGUUAUAAAAAGUUUGAAGAUUAUUUGUUACGAGUAAUUGAUGUAAUGCCAGAAGAUUAUUUGGCUGCGUCAGACGAUAAAAUGAAAGGUCUAAUGUCCCGUCAUCGUACACUCAGUGAUUCCAAUGUCCAUCUAGUCAAUAAACUGGAAUCUAUGUCAGAUGAGCUGGAGAUAUUGAAAGCUGAGCUAGAUCAGAUGAAAACUGCCCAUAAUAAACAAGUUAUAUCAAUCAACAGUCAACUGUCCAAACUACAACAACAACAUGAGAUGGAAAAUGAUGCCAAUCAGAAAACUGAAAAUAAAUAUAAUGCUAACAAAGGUGGUCUCAGAGAAAAGAGAACGGAGCUGGGUGUUAUUAUGAUGGCUAUAGAUAAUAUAGCAGAGAUUUGUCAUAAACAACUAGAUAUACCAGUACAGGAAAUGUCACUGGACACAAAACUUCAUAGAAUCAGGGAUUUUGUUAACGACCAAGCAGAUGUUGCAGUGAUGGCUCGUCCAACAGAUGAUGAUGGGUCACCUGCAGGGAGUCGGAGAGGCAGUGUAGACAAUGCUAGAAAAUCUAAUAAAGUCAAAAAGAAAGUAAAACUUAACGGGUAGCUGAGAUAUUGUUUCACAUACAUAGUAUAUGAGCUGCGCCAUGACAAAAUCAACAUAAUGGGUUUGCGCAGAGGGGGCCUCCGUGGCUGAGUGGUUAAGGUCACUGACUUGAGAUCACAGGUCCCUCACCGCUGUAGGUUCGAUCCUCACUCGGGUCGAAAUCUUUCAUGUGAGGAAGCCAUCCAGCUGCCUUACGGAAGGUCGGUGGUUCUACCCAGGUGCCCGCUCGUGCCUGAAAUAAUGCCCGAUGGGGCAACUGGGGUCUUCCUCCACCAAUAAAGCUGGAAAAAAAUCGACGAAAAAAUCUCGGGGGGACGCUCUAGGAUGGCCUGACUUGAGUGUAUGGUCGCCCAUAUGGGCUUUCCGGCGGCGACCUUAAAUAAACGACCUUACCAAUCCUUUUACAAGUAGAGAAACUGAUAGUGAACAGCAUGGAUCCUGAUCAGACUGCGCGGAUGCGCAGGCUGGUCUGGAUCUAUGGUGGUCGCAAACGCACUAUGUUGGUUUUGUCGUGACGCAGCUCAUAUGUAGUUUACAUAAACUGACAAAGAGAAGUGCUUAUUUCAUGGAAAUUAUUGUUUUGGUCAUGUAUCUAAAGCUAAAGUAAACAAAGUAUCAUCAGGUCAGCACAACAUAGCCAAUAGUCUUGUCCUCUGUACAUAUAACUGUUCUCCUAGCUUUAAUUCUUUACAUCCUACUAUGUAGGUAGAGUUUAACUGUUCCAUUAGUAGAAUCCGGUUAACUAAUGUUAGAUUCACUUGCAAUCAUACUACAGUAUAUUUUGGAAGUAUGAAAACACACAAUUUUACAGAGAUAAGUUUAGGACGUUUGAUUUAAAUAACUUCCUAGUUUUUUUUUGUUCUAAUGAUAAAAUCUUGAGUGACUAUUAGACAUUAAGGGUACAGUACACCUUCCUUGCUCACUGUAUAUAUUUUUGUAAGGUGUUGCAUUUAGUGUAGCCAACACUUGCUGAUUGCUUUUUUUUGUUGUUGUAAGAAGUUGUUUGUAAAACUGCCAGCAUUUAUUUUUGUGAACAAUGGUGAAGUGCCAUUUGGAUGUUUAAAUGUUCAUAGUAAAAAUGAUUUGUUGUUAUUAUUUGCACAAGUUUUUUAGGAGUAGAUGUAACAGAGUUUUGUAGAUUGUUCACAUAUAGUUUUGCUAGAUACAGUGACUCUUACCUGUGAAUUCUAACUGUGCAUAGUGUUAACAUUCCUGGAAGGUGAAAAUUAUCAAUGGUUAAUAUAAAUAUGUCAAUAAUAUGAAAAAUUAAAAAUACCAUUUACAUUUAGGAUCAUCAGUUAAACAAAAUGGACACUUAAAGGUUAUUCAUGCUACAGAAUGAAGCAUGCAUUUCUUGUGCCUUUAUUGUGUUUAUAAAAAUUUCUGCCUGAAAAUAGAAGCCACUUCUUAACAAGCUGUUUCAAGUUAACUUUUUGUUGUAUUAAUUUUGUUGCUAGGAUUAUUUAUUUUUUUGUGAAAAAUUGUUUUAUUUCUUUUUGCUGUUAGUAAAAUAUGAUGUUAAUAUGUGACUUUUUGUAAAAUUACUCUUAAACAUAUUUUUAUAAAGUCUUCUGAAAUUUUAGACAAGCCAUUUUUAUUCCAAUUUAUAUUCUAUAUCGCUCAUUAUUGUUAUAUGUUAAGAAAUUAUUUAUGCCUUACAAUGUCAUUUUGCAUGAAGCAUUAUAUUAUAUUUUACAUGAUAAUGUUUGUAUAUUUAUGUAUGAAUUACAGCAGUGCAGUUCAAUAAACAUGAAAUAUGA